CAUAAUUUCUAAAUCCACAAUCUAAAAUAUUUUGUUAUUGUGAUCUUCUAAUCAUUUUAAAACUUCGAUGGCUAUUCUUCGCUUCUCAACCUUUGUAUUUUCUGUGAUACUCGGUACUUUUCUAUUGAUAAAUUUUGAUUAUUUGGUUAUGACAGUGAACGCAAGGCAUCUCUUGGAGACCCCAUUACCUAAGGUACCAGAAGACCUUCCAAAACCAAAAAUACCAACCUUGCAAAAACCUGAGCUUCCUCCACUGCCAAAGGUUGAGUUACCUCCAUUGCCUCAUCUUCCACCCUUUGAAAAGCCUAAAGUACCUGAAUUUCCAAAGCCUGAACUCCCAAAGUCGCUUGAAUUACCGGAAGUAUCGAAGCUUGAUCUCCCCAAAUUUCCAGAAGUUCCAAGCUUGCCUAAGUUUGAUCUUCCCAAACUGUCUGAAGCUUCAAAUCUACCAAAACACGAGCUCCCAAAAUUACCUGAAUUACCAAAUGUGCCAAAACCUGAGGUUUCCAAGUUACCAGAAUUACCAAAUUUACCUAAACCAGAACUCCCUAAGUUACCUGAAUUGCCACCUCUCCCAAAGCCAAUUCUCCCUACCAUUCCAAAGGACAUACCUUUCCCUUCAUUGAACCCACCCCACACAACCACAAACCCAUGAAUAGCAUAUUCUAUCUACAACAGUUUAAUUAAAUAUAUAUUUAUAUACGACAGUGAAAACUAUAUUAUCUUUUGUUUCUCCUUUUAAUUAUCCCUUCGGAUAAGUAUGAGAUUUUUAUAUAGGUUGUUUCUAUUUUUAUCAAUGUGUUAUUGUAGUUAUAUAGUGUUCGUCUUCUA
Benincasa hispida (wax gourd) is the source of this 831-nucleotide messenger RNA. RefSeq lists its product as uncharacterized. The record is from RefSeq and is a predicted model, not a curated record. Lineage: Eukaryota; Viridiplantae; Streptophyta; Magnoliopsida; Cucurbitales; Cucurbitaceae.